GAAGUCACAGGUGAUCGCUCUCUCCCUCUCUCUCUCUAUCAAUGUCGAGCACGGGGUUAACGAUCUUCGACGGUGCGGUACUCAGAUCCAUCGAUCUCAACCUUCCGGAGCUCGAUCACGGCGUCACCGGAUCGCAGCUUCUCGAACUCUCCGAAUCCAAGGUCUCUGAAUCUCUCUCGGGGCUCUCGCUUCCUCCACACAUCAAAGAAGCUGCGAUCUCGCGAGUCUCCGCGGGGGGUGAUGACGUCAGCUUCCGACGUACUGAGUUAAAUAGAGAACAAGCGACUGAGAAAUUUGGAGUGUUCGUCUCCGCUGUUGCUGAUGCUCUUACAGAUACUCCAGUUGUGGUCUCAAUUUUGGAUGGGAGUACAUUGAAGCUGAUUUUGGAGGAUGAGGAUGAUUUUGCAAUGUUGGCAGAGCAUCUCUUCACUGAUUUGGAUGAAAAAGAUAAAGGAAAGCUUCCCAAGAGCCAGCUUCGAAAAGCUCUUUCACUCAUGGGUGUUGACAUGGGUGUCCCUCCAUUAUCAGAUUUUCCCAUUCUUGAUGACAUCAUUAAGAAGCACAACGCUGAUGGCGAUGAAGAGCUAGGACAAGCACAGUUUGCAGAGCUACUACAGCCAAUUCUACAAGAAAUAUCAGAUGUCCUUCAUGAGAAACCAAUAACCAUUGUCCAGAACGUCGAGAUCUUCAAUGGUUCAAGGAUUCGUAAGGUUCUAGCAGACGAGAAGACACUCAAGUGUCUCGUAGAGAAAACAGUUCUUGAAGACUCAAACGGGAAAGACAACCAAGGACGAGCAGAUCUUAUAAAGACUUUGAUAAUGAAGAACGGGAAAGAGUUGGGUUUGCCUCCGGUAUCUUCAGAGAACGAAUCAGUGGCUCUUCUCUACGAGACAAUACAAUCUCAGUUGAAUAAGAGAGAUAAAGAACCCUCUGAUGCAUCCACAGAAGAGGAGUUUAUGGAUGCUUUAAAAGAUGUACUCACGAAAUUUGCGGCGAUGCUUGAAUCCACACCGGUAUAUUCUACUACCAAUCUCUAGAUUCUCGUAAUGUUUUGAGUUAUAUUAUUGUAUAUGUGAGAAUUUGAGUCGCACCCUGGUUAUCUCUGUGAUUUGGUUUGAUUGAAAUUAUUGCUGAAUAUGGAUGAUAAAUGAUUUCAGCAGCUGAGUGUUGGCUACUUUUGGAAUUUCUUUAGAUGUAUAUAUUGAAAUUAUGUCAUAAUAUAGAUCCAUAACCA
This is a messenger RNA of Eruca vesicaria subsp. sativa (arugula), 1234 nucleotides long. Lineage: Eukaryota; Viridiplantae; Streptophyta; Magnoliopsida; Brassicales; Brassicaceae. The record is from the annotation of a GenBank genome assembly.